Terrapene triunguis (Three-toed box turtle) is the source of this 459-nucleotide messenger RNA. RefSeq names its product SNAP associated protein (gene SNAPIN). The record is from RefSeq and is a predicted model, not a curated record. Gene Ontology annotation, cellular component: synaptic vesicle; BLOC-1 complex; BORC complex. The annotation marks the transcript as partial. Gene Ontology annotation, molecular function: SNARE binding. Gene Ontology annotation, biological process: lysosome organization; endosome to lysosome transport; lysosome localization. NCBI's taxonomy places the organism in Eukaryota, Metazoa, Chordata, Testudines, Emydidae. The transcript has 3 exons.
GCUGACCGAUUGCCUUUGUGCUUCCCCAGGGAGAGCCAGGUGGAGCUUCGGGAGCACAUCGAUAACCUGGCCACAGAGCUGUGCAGGAUCAAUGAAGACCAGAAGGUUGCGCUCGACUUGGACCCAUACGUGAAGAAGCUGCUGAACGCCCGGCGCCGAGUUGUGCUGGUCAACAAUAUCCUGCAGAAUGCACAGGAACGGCUGAGGAGACUCAAUCACAACGUGGCCAAGGAGACUGCCCGCAGGAAGGCCAUCCUGGAGGCAUCAGGCGGCUACCCCCAGGGCUCUCCCAGCAAGUGACGCUGGGGACAGCCUGGCUGGACAGAUGCCCAAUGGAUUCUAGAGCUGGUACUAGGAGUUCAGGUGGGGAGGGGGAGCCGAGAGCACCCAGCCCUGCAGGAACUCAGCUACCAUCUUACCUGCAGAGCUGAAUGUAUGGGCUGAAGUUGCUGUUGGGGG